AAAAAAACAAACAUAACAUUAACAUUUGAAAAAUGGCACCAGCUCAAAACCUAGUCAGUUCGAAACACGUAGCGGUGAUCGGAGCCGGAGCAUCCGGGUUAAUAGCGGCCAGAGAGCUCCAUCGUGAAGGUCACACCGUCGUCGUUUUUGAGCGGGAGAAACAAGUGGGAGGUCUCUGGAUUUACUCACCUAAAUCUGAAUCCGACCCGCUUGGUCUCGACCCGACAAGACCUAUAGUUCACUCGAGUGUCUACGAGUCUCUCCGAACCAACCUCCCGAGAGAGUGUAUGGGUUUCAGGGAUUUUCCGUUCGUGCCAUGUGUUGAUGACUUUUCAAGAGACUCGAGAAGGUAUCCGAGCCACAGGGAAGUUCUUGCGUACCUUCAAGACUUUGCUAGAGAGUUUAAAAUAGAGGAGAUGGUCCGGUUCGAGACCGAGGUGGUUCGGGUUGAGCCGGUUGAUGGAAAAUGGAGGGUCCGAUCCAAAAACUCCGAUGAUCUCUCCGAAGAUGAGAUCUUUGACGCAGUCGUUGUUUGCAGUGGGCAUUAUACCGAACCUUAUGUUGCUCAUAUUCCUGGGAUAAAAUCAUGGCCAGGAAAGCAGAUCCAUAGCCAUAACUACAGAGUUCCGGGUCCAUUCAAAAAUGAGGUGGUGGUGGUCAUCGGAAAUUUUGCGAGCGGUGCCGAUAUUAGUAGAGACGUAGCUAAGGUCGCCAAAGAAGUCCACGUUGCGUCUAGAGGGAGUGAAGCUAGUACGUAUGAGAAGCUUUCCGUGCCCACCAACAAUCUAUGGAUUCAUUCUGAGAUAGAGACUGCAUGUGAUGAUGGUUCAAUUGUUUUCAAAAAUGGGAAGGCGGUUCAUGCAGAUACUGUUGUGUAUUGUACCGGGUACAAGUAUAAGUUUCCAUUUCUUGAAACCAAUGGUUAUAUGAGCAUUGAUGAUAACCGCGUUGAACCUUUGUACAAACAUGUCUUUCCACCGGCGCUUGCCCCAGGGCUUUCUUUUGUUGGUUUACCAGGGAUGGGCAUACAAUUCGUCAUGUUUGAAAUCCAAAGCAAAUGGGUAGCUGCAGUUUUGUCUGGACGAGUUACACUUCCUGCACCAGAAAAAAUGAUGGAAGAUCUUAUUGCAUCGUAUGCCAUGCUUGAAGCGUUAGGUAUUCCCAAGAGAUAUACACAUAAAUUGGGUAAAAUUCAGUCUAAUUAUCUUGACUGGGUCGCAGAAGAAUGUGGUUGUCAGCCUGUUGAGCCUUGGAGAACUCAACAAGUUGACCGUGGUUAUGAGAGACUUGUUUCUAACCCUGAAAAUUACCGCGAUGAAUGGGACGACGAUGAUCUCAUAAAAGAAGCGUACGAGGAUUUUGCUAGUAAGAAGUUGAUUAGCUUUCUUCCUUCUUAUUUCCCCAAAUCAGGAAGAUGAUAUCCCAUAAUGGUGCCUACUUGUUUUUAAGGGUCUACUUGUAUUAUUUUUAAAAAUGUUGGUUUUAAUAAAGCUGAAUGUAAGGGUUGCUUGUUAUACAA
This is a messenger RNA of Brassica rapa (field mustard), 1519 nucleotides long. RefSeq names its product flavin-containing monooxygenase FMO GS-OX2 (gene FMOGS-OX1). The record is from RefSeq and is a predicted model, not a curated record. Gene Ontology annotation, molecular function: NADP binding; N,N-dimethylaniline monooxygenase activity; flavin adenine dinucleotide binding. NCBI's taxonomy places the organism in Eukaryota, Viridiplantae, Streptophyta, Magnoliopsida, Brassicales, Brassicaceae.